Messenger RNA from Periconia digitata, 2349 nucleotides. NCBI's taxonomy places the organism in Eukaryota, Fungi, Ascomycota, Dothideomycetes, Pleosporales, Periconiaceae. The record is from the annotation of a GenBank genome assembly.
UCUCUAUAAAAUACUUCAGUAGAUACCCCGGUUGCGCUGCAGUCUUUCCCGGUCGCAUGUACAGCAUUGAAGGAGUAAACCCGAGGAGUUUGUUGAUGGCCUUCGCUUUCACCCUCUUUCGUGGCAAAGAUUCACCAUAGAGAUAUUUCUUCGACCAAGCUGAAUGCUGAUAUGCUGCAUGACCUCUGGCUCCAAUUCUUGGACUGACGAAGCAUUCCGAUCAUCCUUUGGCUCUAUUCAAAAUCUCAUAGUGUCUUUGUAUCCUUCUAUUGUUGGUUCUUUACUGUACAAUAGCCAUUUAAGUCAGCUUCUUAUUGUAGGCAGAUCGAGGGUGGAAUUGAUUCUGGUCGGCCCACGGCGGUUCGGCGAAUAGCGAGCAGUGUGCAAGGCGCGCUAAGGCUGCUUUGGUUCGCAGCAACUGAUCAUCCGCAUUCGCGAAUUCACUCCUCACCCACCUCUUCUCUUCUCUGCACACCCCGCUGCUGUCUGCCCACAUGUUGCCCAUGCUCUAGUCAAUAACUCACCGCAAGCUAGGCUUCGCUCUGUCCUAUAUAUCAUCGUUAUUUCCACGUCACUCCAAUCUGGCUCCUUCACCUUCCAUCUUCUCUUCCACCUUUGCCAACUCUCAACCGGCCAGCAGCCGUACUCUUCCGACAGCGCUGUGGUUAACACCCGUCCUCUACAGAUCCCCUCCUCUACCCAGAAAUUUUGCCCAUCAUGGCCCGCAAUCGCAGCCCCUCGCCGGCAGAAAACUUUCCGCUCGGCCAUUCCGCGACUUCACCACAACCGCAGGUCUCGAAGCGUGACAAGCGCCGCAACAUGCUCGCCGACAAGCUCACAGAGAUGAUGACUUCAUUCUCCGACAACCGCGAUAGUCACUACAGAGCUCAGCUAGCCGCGCUGCAAGCUGACAUCAACCUCAUACUCAAAGCCGACCCUUACAAGAACAAGCCAUUGGAGGAUGGCGGAGAGGAGGCCUCGGAGCUCAUCACUCACGUCAUGGGCAACACUGUGCCGGCUGCUCCUAGCGCUGGUACUGACUAUGUUGCCCAGUGCGGCAAACACUAUGCGCGCUUCGUUGAUGCCGUCAACGAUGCCAUGGAAGAGCGCGAUUUCAACCUCACCAUGCUUUGGCACGAAAACAGCAAGAACGAAAUCGAAAACUCCCACUUCUACAAAGUUCGCAUCGCCGAAGAGGAACACAAGCUGCUCGCAGCCACCAUUCGCGAACGUCUCGUGGCCAGCAUCCAGAACCGCACCGCAAAGCUGAAGCGGGAGAAGGAACAACUGGACUUGUCUGACAGCAACGCCAUGCUCUUGCACCCAAAUCAAUUCAGCAUCGGACAUCCCGCCAGUCCAGGUGGUCCGCAACAACCACGCAAAACUCGCCGGACUGGUCACAAGUUUGGGGAUGCGGAAGAUGCUGCGGUGGAGAACAAGCGCAAGAGGAAGCUGUUCGAGGAAGACAACGACUCGCCAGGUCCUUCUGGUCGCAACGGAGAACUCGGUAUUGGCUCGCCAUUCCGAGAAGCCAAAGCACGCACCAUCAAUGCGCAAUUUGAAGCUUCGGCAUACUCACUCGAUCGCCUGUUCACGGAGAAAGAGCUGAACAUGGCCAUGAACCAAGCGACCACCGCGGCAUCACAUUUUUUCGCAAAGAUGAAAGACGCCGAAGCACAAAACGGGGAACCCACGGCCAACGGCACCAACGGCGCGAAUGGGGACCACGCUUCCGAAGUUGGCGAGCAUGGAGACCCUGACCCUGACUCCGACGAUGUUCCUGGUCCUGUCGAGAUGACGCGCCAGGUUUCCUCUAAUCCCCACGCAACACGUGGUGCCACGCGCUCAGCGCUGAACCUCGCGUCUGGUCAGAUACCCUGGAUCUACAAUCCACCUUUUGUUCUGGACGCCAAAAUCUUCCAAAAAACCAACGCAUCUGCCCCCGCACCGCCCCCGCUCGCCUCGCAAGAAGUCGAACAAGAUCUUAAACUCAUGUUACGGGAUGCUCGACCCGACGACGAGCUCAACGAAAGGCUGCUACAAGCUGCAGUGACCCCCGUACGCGCACGCGAAUAUCAAGUCCAACCUCCCGACUACCGCGAGCCCAUGAACGAGACGACCAGCCUCGUGAGGAGCGUAGUACCACAUCUUGAUGUUGGAGGAGGAGCACUAGUCGGAGCCGGAGCCAUGGGUGGCGUCCCCAUGAGUGCGCAGAGCUCUAUGGGCGGAUACAGCGAUGCUGGUACUCCUCUCGGACGCAUCGGUGAGAAUAACCUUGCCGUCGGCGGUGUUGGCAUGUCAAGGACGGCGAGCGGCAGUGGCAGGAGAGGCGGUCGUCGAGGCGGCUAG